AACUUCUCAAGGUUGCUCACUCUUGUUCCCUACACACAAUCACAAUGAGCGAUGGCGAUCUCGCUCCAAUGGACAUUGCUCCAGCAGUCGUAGCGUCGACUGGACCAAAGUCAACCGGCACGUCGGCCGCGGCUGCCUCGGCGCAACGCAUGCGCCCACAGCUGUCGUCGGCGAGUCUGAACAAGCUGCCGAGCGAUGUGGACGAGGCGUCGGUGGCGUCGCGCGCUGGAUCCACGGCGUCGUCCGCCUGGACUGCCACGACAGGAUACACAUCAGCCACGCGCGCCGCCAGCACAGUCGCGCCGAUCAAGCGAACGGUUGCCACUACUGCUGUGACUGCGCCAGUGCGUGCAAGCCAGCGAACCGCCACGGGUACAUCCAAGCACCGACCGAGUGAGGACGACCUCUCGACAAUGACAGGUGGUCCGACACAACGGCGAUGGAACUCGUCGCACAUGUACUUUCCAUACAUUCUUAUGGGCUAUGUGCAACUGGCGUUCAACACGGCCAUCAUCAUCAUCAUGCUGUACUUUGCCUACCAGGUAGUCAGCACCAUUCAGCACGAUAUUGACAUCAAGGUGGACGACUACGCUCAAGCCAUCACAAAAGAAAUUGAGCUCUGCUCGAAGCAUUUUCUCGAAAACAAGUGCGCACCUCACACAAGGAUACCUGCCAUCGAGCGGUCGUGCAUCGAAUGGGAAAAGUGCAUUCAGCGCGAUCCGGCCACCAUGGGGCGAGCCAAAAUUACCGCCGAGAUUUUCGCAGAAAUUGUUAACAGCUUUAUCGAGCCAAUAUCCUACAAAACCAUGGCCUUUUUUGUCGCAUUCUUUUUCGGCUUCACAAUAGUUGGCAACUACGCGUUCCAUUUUGCUCGUUCGCGCGUUCCCGAGCCCCCUCAAUUCAAGCAGCCAGCGUAUAUGGCAUUGGCUCCCCAACAUGGCCGUUAUUAACCAAAAGUCCCCUUCCCCUCUUCCCCGCGUUAACACCAAAAACGCACUCUUGCAUAUUGUGC
Molecule: messenger RNA, 1012 nt
Organism: Capsaspora owczarzaki ATCC 30864
Lineage: Eukaryota; Filasterea; Ministeriida; Capsasporidae
Exons: 8
Coding region: 45-950 (301 amino acids)
Biological process (GO): lipid homeostasis; nuclear envelope organization
Cellular component (GO): nuclear envelope; nuclear membrane
Source: RefSeq, a predicted model, not a curated record